Molecule: messenger RNA, 3628 nt
Organism: Hipposideros armiger (great roundleaf bat)
Lineage: Eukaryota; Metazoa; Chordata; Mammalia; Chiroptera; Hipposideridae
Product: phosphatidylinositol 5-phosphate 4-kinase type-2 alpha-like
Exons: 9
Coding region: 277-1413 (378 amino acids)
Biological process (GO): phosphatidylinositol phosphate biosynthetic process
Cellular component (GO): plasma membrane
Molecular function (GO): 1-phosphatidylinositol-4-phosphate 5-kinase activity; 1-phosphatidylinositol-5-phosphate 4-kinase activity
Source: RefSeq, a predicted model, not a curated record
CGGCGCGCCUGGUCCAGCCGCGGGCUGAGCGCGGAGCGGCGGCGGGCGCAGGAUCCGGGUCCGGGUCCUGGCGCGAGCCGAGCGCAGCCGCUCUCUCCAGCCGGACGGAGCGGGCAGAGCGAGCGAAGUGGGGCCGAGCGCGCCAGCGGGCGGAGCGGGGCACGGCGCGUCGGGGCCGCCGCCGGGGGGAUGCGGCUGCCUCCCCCGGCGGGCGAGUAGAGAGGGCGGGUCCCCGGCCUCGGGAGCGCGGCGGUGGAGGGGACAGAGGCGGCGGCCAUGGCGACCCCCGGCAACCUGGGGUCCUCCGUGCUGGCGAGCAAGACCAAGACCAAGAAGAAGCACUUCGUAGCGCAGAAAGUGAAGCUCUUUCGGGCCAGCGAUCCGCUGCUCAGCGUCCUGAUGUGGGGGGUAAACCACUCGAUCAAUGAACUGAGCCAUGUUCAAAUCCCUGUGAUGUUGAUGCCAGAUGACUUCAAAGCCUACUCAAAGAUAAAGGUGGACAAUCACCUUUUUAACAAAGAAAACAUGCCGAGCCAUUUCAAGUUUAAGGAAUACUGCCCGAUGGUUUUCCGAAACCUGCGGGAGAGGUUUGGAAUCGAUGAUCAAGAUUUCCAGAACUCCUUGACCAGGAGCGCACCCCUCCCCAACGACUCCCAGGCACGCAGUGGAGCCCGGUUCCACACGUCCUACGACAAAAGAUACGUUAUCAAGACCAUUACAAGUGAAGAUGUGGCCGAGAUGCACAACAUCCUAAAGAAAUACCACCAGUAUAUAGUGGAAUGUCAUGGGAUCACCCUUCUUCCCCAAUUCUUGGGCAUGUACCGCCUUAAUGUUGAUGGAGUUGAAAUAUAUGUGAUUGUUACAAGGAAUGUGUUCAGCCACCAUUUAUCUGUAUAUAGGAAGUACGACUUAAAGGACUCAACAGUGGCUAGAAAAGCUAGUGACAAAGAAAAGGUCCAGUUCAGGAGCUUGGGCGAAGGGUCUCUAAAAAGCUCCGUGGUUACUCUGAUGCUCACGUUUGUUGAAAAUCAUGGAGACUUCAGCAUAAUAGGAAUAUGCAGGAGUUACAUGGACUCUUCGAAAGCUUCUCUUGCCCUUGUGUUUGGACUCCUCCAAUCCCCUCUCUUGAGUCAAUCACCCUCCCGUGCUUCUGCCUCCAUCAGCAGGCAGCUCGUGCCUUUUCCGGUAUUGUCAUUUAUGCCCAACUUUGCUUUUAUCCCCUUUACAGACUCACCUAGGAAAGAGGUGUACUUUAUGGCAAUUAUUGACAUUCUGACUCACUAUGAUGCAAAAAAGAAAGCUGCCCACGCUGCAAAAACUGUUAAACAUGGCGCUGGUGCAGAGAUCUCGACCGUGAACCCAGAACAGUAUUCAAAGCGCUUUUUGGACUUUAUUGGCCACAUCUUGACGUAACCUCCUGCACAGCCUCGGACAGACAUGAGCAUGGGAAGGACAGAGGUGGCUUCCACAUAGGAAAAAUGAAAACCAAACUCAGUGAAGCAUACCUCCUCGUUUACAUCUUCAGGCCAAGAUGACUGAUUUGGGGGCUACUUGCUUUAACAGCUACCUGAUAUUUCCCAGUAUUGUUUAGCUAUUUCUGAUGUGUGUGUGUGUGUGUGUGUGUGUGUGUGUGUGUGUGUGUGUGUACGCACGAAUCUUCAAAAUUAAUUAAUUAAUUAAUGGAAACUGAUCAGCUUCAGAGUGUGUUUGGGCAAUGACCCUCUGAUUCCAGCUGUGUAUGAAUGAAUGAAUUAAUGAAUGAGCACCUGCAGGGGGGAGGGGAAAAGGAAAUGCAUGUCAGACCAACCAUGCUGGCAUCACAUGAUAAACUGUGGAUCAGUUUAUUUUUUGGAGUUGAAAGAUGUGAGACAGUAUUCAUAAUAAUAAUGAAGAUAAUAAUGAUGAUAAUAAUAAUGAUGGUGAUUAAGGGGAAAAAAAACUUAACCACGAAUGUUACACUCCUACCACACACACUGACACUCCUUAAUAGUUGUACCCUCAGCCCCUGGCACUGGAUGGAGGAGUGCUGGCAUCUCCUGAGUGUCCUGGUUCAGGGUUCUGCCUCCAAAUGGUGUCAGGACUUCCAAUGUCCGGGGACAAAGGCCCCUCCUCCAGCAAGAGGCUGAUGCCCCUAGUCAUUCUCUCUGUACAUUUUCACCUCAGUAAGUACAUCCAGGAAAACUGCUUACUUCUCUUUUCUUGCCUGGAGCUUCUUCACUGUUACACUCUUAUGUUGCAACAUAGGAAUUAAUGCUAAAAAAAGUAAAAAUAAAGCUUACCUGAAAAGUGCAUAGUUUGGGGCAAUGGUAUCUUCAUCUCCCAUGGUGGGAAGGUGAGCAAAGCAUUAGAACUCUCAAUUCUCCUGUUACCGAUUGCAAAUCUGAAUUACAAGAUGUUUAUGUUUGACCAUUGUUUAAACAGUGGUAUUUUGUUAUGAAUUAUCCCUUUAACUGAAACCCUCAAUAUUACUGUUUACAUUAUUAGGAAAACAGGGAUAUUUUUGAAUCUAAAAAUUUAAUGUACAGCAUGUGAUUUUUGAAGUUUACAUGUAAAGUCAUUUCACAGUGUAGGUGAAAUAAUGUUUGUCAUAUUUUGAAAUGUAUCCUGCAGUCAUGUUCUGGGGUGAAUAUUUUAUUCAAAGUACAUGGUAGGCAGUCUUUUACAAUUAGAGGAAAAGGGUUGUUUUGUUUCCUCCAGAUGUACAUUUAUGAACAUAAUGAUUUUUUUUUAAAUGCUUAACCCAAAUCUGGUCAUAUAAGUUCAUUGCCCUAAACUGUGCUGAUUGUGUUUAAUCAAGUUAUAAAUUUCCAACAUCGAUCAUGUAUUUACCAACUUUCUGGCAUUUUCUGAAAGGCGUCAAGCUGAAAUAUUAGACUUGCUUAGAAUAGGUUAUCAACUUAUACACUGUGCUAAAGCUGUGCCUUUGAAAUUCUUUGUUUAAAACAUGAGACGAUUUUUGUAGGCAGUUUCAGAAAAGAAAAAAAAAAUUCACCCUUCAAUAAUUACUUAUAACUCAACAAAUACCCCCCUGCCAUACUGCCUCUUCCAGUAACUUUACUUCAGGGCUUAUCAAGACUGUAAUUGUGCCCAAUAUAUGUGGGAUUACUUCAGAAAACACGAGGUGACAGCUAAUCUGUAUCUUUGGAAGCCAGCAGCAACACCAUCCUACUAUUAUCUACUAAUGUCACAUAGAUUUGUUAUCCUCAGCAGAUGAUGUUCACAGUCCUGUGACAUGGUUGUCCGAAUCUGUAUUUCAUGCAUUUGAAUUAAUUGAGACUGUGAUUUGGUCCCAACCCCCCCGCCCCACUUUCCUUCUGGCAUCAAGUCACCUUCAGUGUUCUGAAGUUAAACUGUAGUUUCUUUGACCCAAGACUACAAGUGAGACCCUGCAGUAAAGAAAAGGUACACAUACAUUAUUUGAGUAACUAUUUCCUUUGUGGCCAAUCUGUGUAUGCUUUUAGAAGUUUACAAAAUGCUUUAUUUUUGUCUGUAACAGUCUCUGUCAUUCAUUUCUGUCGAUAAACUAUUUGGACAGAGUGAGGAAGUUUGCCUUGUAUCUCUUAGUGCUAACAGUACACUCCAGUCAUGAGCCGGGCUUUACAAAAUAAAGCACUUUGAUGACUUACAA